Molecule: messenger RNA, 715 nt
Organism: Aspergillus ruber CBS 135680
Lineage: Eukaryota; Fungi; Ascomycota; Eurotiomycetes; Eurotiales; Aspergillaceae
Product: DUF3759 domain-containing protein
Exons: 4
Coding region: 138-527 (129 amino acids)
Source: RefSeq, a predicted model, not a curated record
ACCUGUACUCCUGCUCAGUGAUAUAAAGAGGGGUCCCCUCUGCUGUCUUCUUCUAGAUUCAAUCACUCACUCGCAACUCAAUCUCUUGAUCUCUAUCUUUUCUAUCUAUCUCUCUUUAUACACACAUAUCCAACACAAUGGCUUGGGGCUGGGGCGAAUCCGACGAGGCUCACCGUCAGGUGUACGAAGACGAGAACAAGCACGAGAGCCACCUCUCCCACGAGGUUCUCGCCGGUGCCGCCUCGUUCGCCGGUAUGAAGGCUUUUGAGGACCACCAGCGCAAGCAAGGCAAGACCGUCUCCCACUCCACCGCCAAGGAGCUCCUCGCCGGUCUCGCCGGCGCCGAGAUCGACAAGCUCGCUGAGACCAAGGGUCUCGACGAGGCCGACAAGAUCAAGGCCCACCACCACGCUAAGAAGAACGCUGAGCACAUGUACGAUGAGCACUACGUUCAGGGGCAUGGUGCUGAGGAGUACAACCCCGGUCAAUACCAGCCUCACAACAGCUUCUCUAGCCGCGGCUGGUAGAUUUGAGGUUUAUUAGGAUUUUUUUAUGAUACCUCUGUAUAUAAAUAUGUCUAUGAGGAUAUGAAUGGAUCAGACUUGAUAAAUAUUAUGAGGCCGGGCUGUGUAUUCUGCAUACGUUGCUAUGGUGGUAAAUUCAGUUCGUGCGGUUUCUAUCAUUCGAUGGUGGCUUCUGAGGUGCUUUGCGAUGU